GUUUUUGUCUUGUUUCAAAUAUUUAUUUGAAAUUUAAGAGAGGAAAACUAGUUGCAAUUGGAGUUUUAGGCAUAAUUUAGUUCGGUGCUUAUAUAUAAAGUCAGUGAACUUGGAUUCUUAGUUGUUUGGAAAACUUUUCUAAUAAAUUUGCUUGUUGGAUUUAUUACAAUGGGUGACUACAAGCUACUCAAUAAGGAGUUAGUCGAUGCUAAUAGAGAAUUAAAACAAACUAUUGCAACAUAUCAAAAUGAAUUGGUUUUAACGCGUGCAGAGUUAAUGGAACAGCAUCGAAUACGUGUUGAGGGCGAGCGCGAAUAUCGUGAUCGCGUACUCUCAUUAGUAGCACAUAAUUUUAUGGCAUUAAUGCGUGAUAUCGAUGCCAACGUAAAUGUAAAAGAAUUACUGAGUUGUAAUAGUUGUGAACAAAACUCAAAUUACACCAAUACUGUUAAUGCUAAAAGUGAUAGCGCCAGUUUCAGACGAAGAAGCACACAUCUUGUCAGAGAAUUUCGUCGUUCUAGUGCAGUGACCCGCCAAAAUAGUAUACAGUUGUCGCCAACACGACGACCAUACGAAAGUCAUGCUAUUAUCGAGCAAACUGAAACCAGUAAAUUAGAAGAAUCUGAAUCUGGUAGUGAUAUGGAUUUGGAAAACUCUAUAACUGAAGAUAAUGUAAUUGAUGUAGAACGCGAAGAGAGCUACGAAAAUGCAGAUUUGCAUUGCAUAAGGGAAGCCAGUGAAGAAGAAUGUGAAGAAAAUGAUGACGGUAGAAAGUGUACAGUAGUUGAUAAACGGAAUAGGCAACCAAUCAGAGAUAUAUCCAAUAUUCAUAAGGAGCAAGUCGAAAACAGAUAUUAUGUCACAAAACGUGGAAAAGAGCGUAAUCGGCGCAGUGACAGUGAAAAUUCUAUAGAAGUUCCACGUAAUGUGGAUGUUGAUGGCAUGGAAGUAGAGGAUGAUUUGAUUCAGACAAUGAACCAAACGUUACAUGUUUCGGACAGCCAAAUAACAGAUAAUAAUGAUAAGUGGAUGGAAGUGAAUCCAGAAAAUUUUAAACGUCAUGUUGUAGUGAAAGUUAAACGAAUGCAUGAACCACAACCGGCAGUAGUACACUUGAACUCUAAAGAGAACACACUUAUACCAGAAUAUGAGAUUUCAGUCGAAAACAUAAGAAAUGAUGAGUUAAGUUUGGGUAUAACCCAAUUUUCUAUGGGUAAUUUCUUGGAAGCAUCCUGCAGUACGCCAUGUCAUGGCAUGAAAGCAGCAAUGGCAGAGGGAACGACUGAUGAAACCAAUUGCGAUGGCUCAUGCAGUGUGUCAUCACAGACAACAAGCCUAUGCUUGCGGCCAUCACGCAGAUGUGCGCCAACAACUUUAGCGGAGCCUAGUUUAAGAGUAAAACUACGAAGCGAUAGUGGCAAAAGGAAAGGAUCUACGAAGAAGCGUUAAAUAAUAUUUAGUUAUUAAAAAGUUAUGCAAGAUUCUUUUAAUAAUAUUGUCAUAGUCAUUAGUUCCACUCAUGAUACUGUUUAGUAUUUAUUUUUCAAGUAGUUUGUGUUAGCUGCAAUUGAAAUUCUGGGGAGAAUUUGUAAUAAUAAAGCCUACAUUUUUUAUACCAGUAAUUGAGCAUUUCUGUAUGAAUACAGAGCUCCAACAAGCAUAAAACAAAGUAAACUGAUUUUUUCCUUAGCUCAUUAGUUAGUUAUUAUAAAAACAACAAGCGACGAAAUAAGUCGUUUGCUAGUAUUGAUUUUGGUUUAAAAGCACUAGUUAUUAAAUAAAGAAGACGCUAAAUUUAUGUAUAACGGAGAUAAGAAAAGGAACCGGUGUAGUGGUACUAUUAUACGAAAUUGUUGUUUGUUAUUCCUAUUGUUUGCACAAAUUAGAGUAGUAUUGUAUAUUAUCGAGUUUAUUGCCAGUUAUACUGCCAUUACUUUAUUAUAAGUUUUAUACAUUAUACGAAUGCGAUUAAAAGUUUAAGUAGAAAAAGUUUUAAUUUGUAAUAAUAUUAAAUUUCAUAAUCCACAAUUCAGGAAAUUUAAUACUGAAAUUGGAAAACUAGCUGCUAUUGUAAUUAUCGGCAAGAUUUGGCUCGGUAGUUAAAUAUAAAUAAGUGAACUUGGAUUCUUAGCGAUUUGGAGCAUUUUCUUAAUAAAUUUGCUUGUUGGAUUUAAAACAAUGGGUGACUACAAGCAACUCAAUAAAAGUUAGUCGAUGACAACAGAGUAUUAAAACAAACCAUUGCUGCAUAUCGAAAAGAAUUGGGCUUAAUACGUGCAGAGUUAUUGGAACAGCAUCGUAUACGUGUUGAAAGCGAACGCGCAUAUCGUGAUCAUGCGCUCUCGUUGGUAGCACACAAUUUUAUGGCAUCAGUGCAUGACAUCGAUGCUAACAUUAAUGUGCCAGAAUUUGUAUAUAAUAGCAGUUAUGAAAGUUUAUGUUCAAGUUGUACCUAUGACCCAAGUACUGAAAAUGAUAACACCAGCUGCAGGCAUAGAAACUCAAAUCUUGUUAGAGAAUUUCACCGGUCAAGGGCAUAAUUUUCCUAUACCUGCAAUAUAAAUAUUUUUCUUGAAAUACAUAAGCCGUUUCUUAUAAUCAAAUGUAAUGUAAGAGACGAAUAGCUUACAAUAUAGUAUUUAUCAAAUAUUGGGAA
Molecule: messenger RNA, 2656 nt
Organism: Bactrocera neohumeralis
Lineage: Eukaryota; Metazoa; Arthropoda; Insecta; Diptera; Tephritidae
Exons: 7
Coding region: 169-1449 (426 amino acids)
Biological process (GO): meiotic chromosome segregation
Cellular component (GO): chromosome, centromeric region; nucleus
Source: RefSeq, a predicted model, not a curated record